Molecule: messenger RNA, 2892 nt
Organism: Salvia hispanica
Lineage: Eukaryota; Viridiplantae; Streptophyta; Magnoliopsida; Lamiales; Lamiaceae
Source: RefSeq, a predicted model, not a curated record
AAUAAACAAUAGAGACAGAAUAAUGCUAAUGCCUAUCCAUAAUUAACGAUAUACUCGAUCCCAGUUAACUCAAUCCACAAUCUUUACUCCUCCGCUUUUUUCACUUUACGAAUUUUUGAGGGUUUUUAUUGGAGUCAUCCUUUCUCAUGGAUCCUUGGUUCAGUGAUUCCGAUACAGCUAAUGAAUUUAGUUUUGAUGAUGGAGGCUUUCUCCCCAUUUAUGAUCAGUCUCAAAACCUUGAUGUCCUGGAUAUCCCUUUCCUUCCUCUUAGCCCAGGCCCUGAUAAUUUUGCUCCAUCUUUAAAUCUGAGCUACGAAACCGACUCUCCUGACGAUGUAGACUCUGAUCCAGUGCUAAAGUUUCUCAAUCAGAUUCUGGUUGAAGAGGAUAUGGAAGAGAAGCCUAGCAUGUUUCACGACCCCCUUGCCCUACGCGCUGCUGAGAAAUCCUUGUAUGAAGUCAUUGGACAGACAUACCCGCCUUCCCCGUCCUAUCCAGCAACUUCUGGCGAUAACAAGUUGGACAGUCCCGAUAGCUUUUUUGGGAACUCCAGUGAGUACACGAGCAGCAGUAAUGCCGGUAGUACUUCUAUUGAUCCGGGUGAACAUGGUCAUCAGCAGGAUCUUUUGUUGGAAUCAGUCAUGCCGAUCAAUUCACAACCAUUACCACAUGCUGUAAACAACACCUAUGGUAAUGGGAAUGCACAGAUGGACUCCUUUGGCGAUGCAAGCCUCCUUCAGAGUUUUUUUGGUGAUAGUGAAUCUGUCUUGCAGUUCAAGAGAGGGAUGGAAGAAGCUAGUAAAUUCCUUCCUACCAGUAAUCCAUUGAUUAUUGAUCUGGACAAAUAUGAACUGCCUCAAAAAUCAGAAGAUAUAAGUACAGCUGUUGCAAUCAAAACAGAAAAAGAAGAGCCUCGUGAUUCUUCUAAUAGUAGCCUCAAGGGAAGGAAGCAUCAAUAUCCAGAUGAUGGGAAUUCGGAAGACGUGGAAAGAAGCAGCAAGCAAUUUGCAACAAACAUUGAAGAGGUUGAAUUAUCUGAAAUGUUUGAUAGAGUUCUUCUAUGCACUGAUGUCAAGAAGGAGUGUGGGAAUGAUGAUGCUGAACUGGAAAGCCCGGCUCUGCUGCCAGCAGUGCUUCCUAAUGGGUCUAAUGGCAGAAAAGCUCGCACAAAGAAAAAUGAGAAGCAGGAGGAUUCCAUGGACCUUAGAUCCCUUUUGAUAAGUUGUGCUCAAUCCGUUUCUGCUGAUGAUCGUAGAACAGCAUACGAACAAUUAAGGCAGAUCAUGCAGCAUUCUUCUCCAACUGGUGAUGUGUAUCAGAGGUUGGCCCAUGUGUUUGCUAGUGGUCUUCAGGCACGGCUGGGUGGUACUGGAACUGAGCUUUAUGCAUCCCUUACUCGCAGAAAAAUAACGGCUGCAGAGAAGUUAAAAGCCUACCAGGUGUAUCUUUCAGCCUCUCCAUUCAAGAAGAUGUCGUUGGCUUAUGCAAAUAAGAUGAUUUGUUCGUUGGCUUCACAAGCAACUACACUCCAUAUUAUUGAUUUCGGUAUCCUUUACGGCUUCCAGUGGCCUAUCCUCAUUCAGCAUCUUGCUGACAGAGCCAGUGGGAAUUUCAAACUGCGCAUUACUGGUAUUGAGCAUCCUCAACCAGGUUUUAGACCAGCCGAACGUCUAGAGGAGACAGGCAUCCGCUUAGCAAAAUAUUGUGAACGUUUUGGAGUACCGUUCGAAUACCAAGCCAUCGCAACACAAAACUGGGAGGCAAUUAAGAUUGAGGACCUUAAGAUUACAAGUGGUGAGGUGAUUGCUGUGAACACUCUUUUCCGGUUUGGCAGAUUGCUGGAUGAGACAGUUAUGGUCGACAGCCCAAGGGAUGCUGUUCUGAACCUAAUCAGGAAAAUAAAGCCACAUAUCUUUGUAAAUGCUGUAGCAAAUGGAUCUUUUAAUGCUCCCUUCUUCGUCACUCGCUUCAGGGAGGCCCUGUAUCAUUAUUCUGCUUUGUUUGAUAUGUUUGAUGCUACCUUGCCUCGUGAUAAUCCACAGAGGAUUGAUUUUGAACAAGAUUUCUAUGGCCGUGAGGUAAUCAAUGUUGUUGCAUGUGAGGGAGCAGAGAGGGUUGAGAGACCCGAGACAUACAAGCAGUGGCAUGUUCGCCAUGUACGGGCUGGGUUCAAACCACUGCCCUUGGAUCAAGGGAUCUUGAAAAAAAUAAGACACAAGCGUUCUGGAUAUCACAAAGAUUUUCUUUUUGAUGAAGAUGGCUGUUGGAUGUUGCAGGGCUGGAAAGGCAGGAUUCUUUAUGCAAGCUCGUGUUGGGUCCCAGCUUAAUGUCUGAUAUAUGUUCAAUCGGGUGUUCAGGGAAAAAUCUGAGUUGAUUUUCUUUCAUCAUCUUAACUCUAGACCUCUAAGGCAAGUGUGUAAGACAAGCAUCAUAUACCCCCUAUUCGGCUCUCCACCCUCUGCAUUUUAUAUACAUCAUGAAUUUGAAGAGUGAGUUUGGUGCCCCAAUACUGAAAACACCAAUUUCUGCAUUUGCCUCUUGAGAUGAUAUCAGCACUUGAAGUAGCAUUGUAUCAGUCAAAAGGGAACUUGUCAUACUACAAGAAGCUAUUGGUUAUGGAGAUCGCUCGUCGCUGUAUUGCCAUCUUUCCGCAGUAUCGCCUAAAAGGGCAGCCAACACAUCCUCUGAAGAUUGCUCUUUCACUCCGCCUAUGCAAAAUCUGGAGACAGAGUUGCGAUAUGUGCUCGGGAGGAUGGAGUUUGACGCAGCAGAAAAUUGCUUUUGGUGUGAAUUAUCAGUUGUAAAUUAGAUUUUUGUUAGUUUUAUUUGUAACUGUAGUAACUAGUAACUGUUGUUUGUUUCCACUGAAAAUCUGCAUUCGAUUUAACCCAA